Messenger RNA from Pungitius pungitius (ninespine stickleback), 6874 nucleotides. It is a transcript of the gene grik3, whose product is annotated as glutamate ionotropic receptor kainate type subunit 3. Gene Ontology annotation, cellular component: kainate selective glutamate receptor complex; presynaptic membrane; plasma membrane. Lineage: Eukaryota; Metazoa; Chordata; Actinopteri; Perciformes; Gasterosteidae. The coding region runs from base 1284 to 4211 and encodes 975 amino acids. Gene Ontology annotation, molecular function: kainate selective glutamate receptor activity; transmitter-gated monoatomic ion channel activity involved in regulation of postsynaptic membrane potential. Gene Ontology annotation, biological process: monoatomic ion transport; synaptic transmission, glutamatergic; modulation of chemical synaptic transmission. The record is from RefSeq and is a predicted model, not a curated record. The transcript is spliced from 16 exons.
AAUGCAUCAUUAACCUACUGCAAUCUGUGCCAUAAAAAGGUAAUUCAGUACUUGCAGCUGCUUUGCCUCCUGCGUGAAUACACAGAGAGGUGUAGCAGCACUCACGGUGUCAUUGUAUGCAACCUGCUGCUUGUGUUGGAGAGCUCUUUACGAAGCAUGAGAAAUGGGCAGGGAGCAGUUACGGGGCUUUAAUGCACUUGAUGCACACGGCAUUUCUCAGAUAACUGUGAUAAUAAACCUGCUUUGUCCCAGUCCUCAGCUGACACUUAUUCCCCUCGUGCUAAUAAUUCACCCCAUUCACAAAGUGGGCGGGAGUUUCCAUAUUUGCUAGUUUGAGGCAAAGCAAAUCCAUCUUUGGGCAGUAAAUACGAAACAGAUCCGCAGCCAACCCCGAGCCCUUUAUUGUAUAAUGUCAAAGAUGUAUUUUGCAUUAAAGAUAAAGUAUUUAUAACACGAUGCAAGCAGAGGAGCGGGUCAUGAUUCGGACCCAUCUGAAGUACUCCUUGGACAUGGCUGACAGGUGUGCGUAACGACGCGUGCCUCUAGUGGCACCGCGGAAGGAGGGUCCUCAGACGCACGCGGACGCGGCGGCUUUCUGCUGUGCGUUUCCAGCUCCGAACUGGGAUUCUUUUCUCUCUACAAUGAACACCGUGUAACGCAGAGCUCUUUUGCACUGACUUGGACGUCCCUCGACAGGCGGCCCCGUGCCAUCGCGGUUGUGCACGACCGGAGCGGAGCACCGCGCAGCGGCUUUCCCACCUCCCCGAGGUGCGUGUCCGCGCGGACGGUUCACGCGCCCGCAGCGGGAGACUGGAGUGAUUCGAGAACUUGUCGCGAGACGCUUUCCCUUUUCCUCGGUUUGUUGCUUUCGGACGACAGAAUCGUUCGAGGCGACCCAAAGUUCCGCAGGCGCAGUCCUCCUCCUCCUCCUCCUCCUCCUCUUCCUCCUCCUCCUCCUCCUCCACGGCGCGUCGCAGGAGUCCGGCUCGGCUGUUGCCGUGGUACUCGCCAGCAGACGGACGGCAUCCGGCGGUAGGAGGGGAGACAGAGACUCGUACCGGGUGACUGUAGCCGACCCGCCUGUGAGGGGCUCCGGGCUUCAUCCGAAUCCACCCGCUGUCAGAAAAACAAAAAAAACAACAACAACAAAACCGGAAGAAUGUUGCACCAAGUACAAUGAGCGCGACUUCAUCUCAGACACCACGACGCGACGCAUCCAGCUUUGAGGAGCCGCUCUGAGGCGUCUUUGGAAUUAAAAAAGUGGAUCUCACGACUUUACAACCAUGCGAAAUACUUGUCCGUCUCCGCGGAGCGCGGUUUGGGAAUACUGGACACUGCUGAUCGCGUGUCCCUUUUGGAUUCACUACUCUAACGGGAUGCCUCACGUUAUUCGCAUCGGUGGGAUUUUCGAACAAACCGACGGACCUGUUUCGCUCGUUAGCGCCGAAGAGCUCGCCUUCAAAUUCGCCGUCAACAACAUCAACAGAAACAGGACCCUGUUGCCGAACACGACGCUGACGUACGACAUACAGAGGAUCAACAUCUACGACAGCUUCGAGGCAUCGAGGAAAGCGUGUGACCAGCUGUCCUUGGGGGUGGUCGCAAUAUUCGGGCCCUCGCACAGUUCCUCCUCCAACGCCGUGCAGUCCAUCUGCAACGCGCUGGAAGUGCCGCACGUGCAAGUACGGUGGAAACACCACCCCAUGGACAACAGGGACAGCUUUUAUGCCAAUUUGUACCCGGAUUACUCUUCACUGAGCUACGCCAUCCUGGACCUGGUGCAGUUCCUCAAGUGGAAAACCGCCACGGUGGUCUACGACGACAGCACAGGUCUGAUAAGACUGCAGGAGCUGAUCAUGGCCCCGUCCAGGUACAACAUACGGCUCAAGAUCCGCCAGCUGCCCCUCGACACGCAGGACACCCGACCGCUUCUCAAGGAGAUGAAGAGGAGCCGCGAGUUCCGCAUCAUCUUCGACUGCAGUCACCAAAUGGCGGCGCAGAUCCUCAAACAGGCCCAGACGAUGGGGAUGAUGACAGAGUAUUACCACUAUAUCUUCACCACUCUGGACCUGAUGGCCAUCGACCUGGAGCCGUACCGCUUCUGUGGCGUCAACAUGACCGGCUUCCGCAUCCUCAAUGUGGACAACCCCCAGGUGGCGUCCAUCGUGGAGAAAUGGUCCAUGGAGAGGCAGAUUCCGCCCAAACCCGACUCGGGCCUGCUGGAGGGUGUCAUGACGACAGAUGCGGCUCUGACCUACGACGCGGUCCACAUCGUGUCCGUGUCUUACCAGCACGCCCCGCAGAUGACGGUGAACUCGCUGCAGUGCCACCGCCACAAACCCUGGCGGUUCGGAGGGCGCUUCAUGAGCUUCAUCAAAGAGUCCCACUGGGAUGGUUUGACGGGCAGGCUGUCGUUCAACAAGACCAGUGGCCUGCGUACAGACUUCGACCUGGACAUCAUCAGUUUGAAGGAGGAGGGACUUGAAAAGGUGGGGAAGUGGAGUGUGUCCGGAGGUCUUAACAUCACGGAUGUGCCGAAGCGAAAAGGGAUGAACAUCACCGAUUCCCUGGCUAACCGCUCCCUCGUCAUCACCACCAUCCUGGAGGAGCCAUACGUCAUGCUUAAGAAGUCUGACAAGGCGUUGGUGGGGAACGACCGCUUCGAAGGGUUCUGCAUCGACCUGCUCAAAGAGCUGGCCAACGUCCUGGGCUUCACCUACGAGAUCCGCCUGGUGCCCGACGGGCGAUACGGCUCCCAGGACGAGAAGGGCCAGUGGAACGGCAUGAUCAGGGAACUUAUAGAGCACAGAGCGGACCUGGCGGUGGCCCCUCUCACCAUCACCUACAUGCGUGAAAAGGUUAUUGACUUCUCCAAGCCCUUCAUGAACAUGGGCAUCAGCAUCCUGUACCGCAAACCCAACACCACCAACAACGGAUUCUUCUCCUUCCUGAACCCCAUGACGCCUGACAUCUGGGUCUACAUCCUCCUGGCCUACCUGGGCGUUAGCUGCGUCCUCUUUGUCAUUGCCAGGUUCAGCCCGUACGAGUGGUACGACGCCCAUCCCUGUAACCCCGGGUCCGACGUGGUGGAGAACAACUUCACCCUCCUGAACAGCUUCUGGUUCGGAGUCGGCUCCUUGAUGCAACAAGGCUCGGAGCUGAUGCCCAAAGCGCUGUCGACCCGAAUCAUCGGCGGGAUCUGGUGGUUCUUCACACUCAUCAUCAUAUCGUCCUACACGGCCAACCUCGCCGCCUUCCUCACCGUGGAGAGGAUGGACUCGCCCGUGGACUCGGCCGACGACAUUGCCAAACAGACCAAGAUCGAUUAUGGUCUGGUCAAAGAUGGCGCCACCAUGACUUUCUUCAAGAAAUCUAAGGUGUCUACUUUUGAAAAGAUGUGGGCCUUCAUGAGCAGCAAGCCAAGCACCUCGCUGGUUAAGUCUAUCGAGGACGGCAUUCAGCGGGUGCUGAAGUCAGACUACGCCCUCAUUAUGGAGUCCACGACCAUCGACUACAUCACCAAGAGGAACUGCAACCUCACACAGCUGGGGGGGCUCAUCGACAGCAAGGGCUACGGUAUCGGCACCCCCAUCGGCUCCCCAUACAGGGACAAGAUCACCAUAGCAAUCCUGAGCGUCUUGGAGGACGGGCGCCUGCACAUGCUGAAGGAGAAGUGGUGGAGUGGGAGCAGCUGCUUGGACGAAGAGCGCCACGAGACGGGCCCCAUGGGGAUCCACAACCUGGGGGGCAUAUUCAUCGUGCUGGCAUCUGGUCUGGUGCUGUCGGUUUUUGUGGCGAUCGCGGAGUUCGUCUACAAGCUGAGGAAGACCGCAGAACGCGAGCAGGUCUUUGUGCAGCGCCAUGGUGGACGAGAUCAGACUGUCGUUCACCUGCGAGAGGCGGGUGAGGCUCAGGCCGCAGCCGGCGGUCGUCGUGAAGACGGAUGCGGUGAUCAACAUGCACGCGUACAACCACCGGCGGCUCCCGGGAAAGGACCACAUGAGCUGCAGCACUGGGAUGACCCCCGUGUUCCCGUGACAAUGUGCGCCCCCCAGAGCAAGAGCCUGCUGUGCAACUUGUCGGGGGCCAUGCCAGAGACCAGGGACAAUGGCGUCGACGGCGCCACCAGAUUCGCCAUCAACCACAGCGACGUGGGGACACUGACCAAACAUGGACCACUCAAAAUGGCGGCGUCAGCCACACAGGUAUGACGGCGCUCACUGAGGGGGAGGGAGGGGGGGGGGGGGGUGUGGGGAAAAAACAGUGCACCCCAAAAAAUCUGUUUUCAAGUCUGAUGUUUACGUACGCGACCCCCAAAACACGACAAAACACACAUUGAAAAGACUGCAAAUUCUUUUGGAAAAUACCGACGGAAGCUGGCAAUAAAGCGACGGAUUCACGGAGGACGAUAAGGCCGUACUCUAAAAAUGAUGAUUUCAAAUUCUCACCCUCAUGUUGUUCAUUCAAACGAGCUUGUGAAAAGGCCUCCGGUGACGGUACCGCGACUCCUGAGCUGUGGACUUUCUGAAAGCAAAAGGUCGACAGCCACAGAGAAGAAAUGUUCAAUAUUAAGUAAAUCUUUGUUGGAUCUUUAAAAUUAACUUUAUUGUUACACGCAGGCAAAAUAAUCGUCAAUGGCCAGAACAAUUUAUGAAGAAGAAAAUAUUUGUGUCAGUUAAGUUAUUGAAUUCGAUGUCAAAGAUCUGGCCUUUUCAACAUAUUUAAAGUAAAGUACAAUUUGGUCAAAUUCUUGCUCACUCUGCUUUUUAGAAAACCCCCAAUCGUUCGAUGCAAAUGAAGUUCGAGUUGUUUAAAAAGGGACGAAUGAGAGAUUGCUCUUGGUUUGACCAAUGCAGCGUAAUAUGUAUUCUAAGCUAAUUGUACAUUGUAUGAGCUGGUUUUGCAAACCAUGUCACCUUAAAGCAUUGUUAUCUAUCAUUUGGAGAAAAAAAUCAUGAGAAGCAUAUGAAAACAUAACCGUGGACCAAAUUCUAAAAGGAAAAUGACAGAAAUCUUGACUAUUUGGACAAAUUUCAAAAUGUCGUGCUCAACUCUGCUCUUAUGUGUUCAUAUAUGUUUUUGUACACGUAUAUGUACAGGUUGGGUUGGAAGGCAUUGCAUCAGGUAUUUCUGUUUAUGGUUAAUGAAGAAUUGUAGGUCACACAUAACGGGUAAGAGACUGUGACCUUCAAACUAAAAAGGCAUUUAACUGUGACAUCAAACUCUGAGCUGGACCUGUGUUGGCUACGGGAUCUUUGAAUGUCCAAAGCACUUCUGCACACAUAAUCCCACAGUGAAUUCAUUUAUUUUCAGGUGUGAUCUAGUGACUUUUCGGCAGGAAACUGGUGUUUUGUAUCGUGUGCGUUCGUGAAAACUCAGCAACGGUUUUGGUUUGAAGGUCAUCUCUUCAAAGUCAGGCGCUUUUCCUGUUUUAAUUACCCGGUGGACUCGAUGCGUGUGAACACGCUGAGAGAUAAUAUGCUGAAUAGAUAAAAGAAAGGUGAUGAUUUUGUGUGGUCAUGUUGACUUUAAUACCUAUGGAACGAGUGUUUAUCUUCAGCUUCAGAAGAUCCCAGAGUCCAGGAGCUGCUUUCAGCUGGGAGCCCAACGAACAGAGAACCUCUGUGAGGUUUUUGAAGUCAAUAAGUCAAGGCAAAUAAAAAAGAAAAAAAAGAAAAAGGAUGGACGCACGAUUUAAGAAGAAGAAUCCAAUCUGUAGAACUUAGCAUUGGUUUAGUAGAGAUUCACUGUAGAACUGUUGAUGGAUUCUCUCCUACAAAGUAUAGUAUGUAGAUAAGAUCAGCAGGAGAAGAUGUAUUUUGCUAAAUUUAUACUAUUAUAAAUUCAUUCUGUUCACAGUCAAAUAUGUUAUAGAUGCUAUUUAUUUCAUUACGGUCUCCUUAACCCAUUUCCUCACAGUCCCAGACCCUGUUUAUUUAUUUAAUAGAAAUGGAUUAUAAUAUGGUAUAAGGGAUUACUAUCAUCCAGAGGGGAAACCGUAUGUAAAUCUUCGUUUAUGAUGGCUGGUAUAUUUAAUUGAAGUGAAUAUGAAAUGGAAAUAGAGCUUACCCAAUCCUUUCGGGGGCUCUCUUGGAAUCGGGAAAUUAGGGUUUAUCUUGUGUAACUGGACCUUUAACAGAAUGGGAUCUAAAGUACAGCCACAGGUGAUGUGUGGUUCUACAACAAUACUGUUACUCUCUAUGUGUACUGUAGCUUCCCAUCCAGGUGAUUGACAGCCUCUUGUGUUUCACCUUUGUAAAAUGUGGAAUAAACUGGAAUCAUCAUCAUCCAAUGCAUUGGAAUUGGGACAGGGUUUUCUGCUUUGGCUGAUCAGUCAGUUUGGUUGCUAAAUAUAUACAUCUUUUUUAAAAGUUAAUGUGAAUAAUAAUGUUAUUUUACACAGAAUUGUAUGAAACUUGGGAGAAAAGUAAUGCAUAAUGUAAGCUGCAUAACGUGUGUUCCAUUAGUGUGUGAUAUGAGUUUUCUAUUUUCCACCAGUCACAACAGUUUGCCUUUUUAUGUAUUUCUUUAUUUUGAGUUGCACAGCUUCCAUCAUUCGGCGGAAAACCUCACAAACAAUACAAUAAAUAAGUUGGUGCCAACCAGGGUUUUCUUUGUGGACAUGCAGAAUUUCUAUGAAUAUAGUUUUUGUAAGGUUUUGUAAAAAAGAAAAGGGAAAAAAUAAGAUUUUGUUUUCCUAGUAACUGUCUGUGUUAAAAGUACAUUAGAAUAACUGACAUCUCAUUGGGAAAUUCAACAAGAUAUCAAACAAAAGCUAAUGAAAUAUUUUCUUUUUAACGCAUUGUGAAUAAUUCAAUUGUACAGUUUGCUGUAUGAGUUAUAUGAAGUUUUAAAUAAAAAUAUAUAAACUAUA